Spirometra erinaceieuropaei is the source of this 621-nucleotide messenger RNA. The record is from the annotation of a GenBank genome assembly. NCBI's taxonomy places the organism in Eukaryota, Metazoa, Platyhelminthes, Cestoda, Diphyllobothriidea, Diphyllobothriidae.
AUGCUAGAUCUGUUAAUAAAUAUUCCGCCCGCGGAUCAGCCUCGUCGGACAUCUCCUGACUCAACGUACCAACAACCCAACAACCCCAUUUCCUGCCCCUCCCCCCCAGCACCUGCCCCAAGUCCCACGUCGUCCACGGUGACCAAAAACUUCACCACCGAUGCUCGGAAUCCUCGUGCUCCGCCACCGCCGUCGGUCACCGUCACCUCCACAACCUUCGCGACGGCGACUACCACCGCAGCCCCCACUCCCACCGAGGCGGUCCUGCAACGGUUAGAGUCGCUGGUCUUCCAACACCACAAACCGAAGUUCUGGGCCCGGUAUGCGGAUGAUACCUUCGUCGUUAUCGACAGGGAUCAACUGCUGACGUUCACGGAACAUCUGAAUGCGGUCUUCCCGGACAUACAAUUUACGAUGGAAGAGGAAGAGAACAAUCAGCUGGUCUUCCUGGAUGUCCUCGUAUGCCGCAAAGAUUGUGGUGGACUAAAGACCAAAGUGUUCAGGAAAGCAACAAAUACGAUGCAAGUACUGAACUUCAGCAGUAACCACCCAAUCAGCCACAAACGCAGUUGUGUAAGGACGCUUUAUCGGCGUGUCGAAACGUACUGCAGUGAGCCGUAA